Molecule: messenger RNA, 6095 nt
Organism: Chinchilla lanigera (long-tailed chinchilla)
Lineage: Eukaryota; Metazoa; Chordata; Mammalia; Rodentia; Chinchillidae
Gene: Ddx60
Product: DEAD (Asp-Glu-Ala-Asp) box polypeptide 60
Exons: 38
Coding region: 328-5478 (1716 amino acids)
Biological process (GO): defense response to virus
Cellular component (GO): cytoplasm
Molecular function (GO): single-stranded RNA binding; ATP binding; double-stranded RNA binding
Source: RefSeq, a predicted model, not a curated record
ACAGAUGUGCCCAGAUUUCUCUGCCUCAUUCCCUCUAGAUUACUUUGUAGCUACUGGAGUUAUUAUUGUCUCUGCUUUUUCUACUUUAAAAUUUCGAUUGAAGAGAAAGAUUCGAAAAGCCUGUUUGCCCGAAUCCCGAGAAAGAAAACCGAAACUGAAGGCUAGAGGAGAAAGGAAACCGAAACCACGCUCCGGUAUAAAAGAUGGGCUGGGCGGCCAGAGGAGCCCAGUACUUCCCGUCCUUGGCGCGCAAGGAACUCGGCGCUUCCCCUGCAGCUCGGGGUCUGCUGUUUUCAUUACUAACUACCAUUUAGAGCACCCAGAGUAAUGGAUAUUUGCCAGUUCCAAUUAAAGGAAGAGAUGGAAGCAAGAAUGGAUAAAUGUACGCCAUUUUUAGAGCAUAUGUCAUCAUUUAUUUUGGACCAAUUGCCAAAGGCUGAAUAUUCCAGUUUAUUCAAUGAUUUUGUUGAGUCUGAAUAUUUUCUGAUUGAUGGGGAUUCAUUACUUAUCACAUGUAUAUGUGAGAAAUUAUUAAAGGAGGGACAAAAUCUGCAUUUCUUCUAUCUGGUGGAACGCUAUCUCAUGGAAUUUAUUGAUAAAGGAGGACAAUUUACCAUAGUUUUCUUCCAGGAUGCUGAGUAUACCUACUUCAGUGUUCCUGAGCUUCUUCCUUUGAGAACUGCUUUAAUUCUUCAUCUUCAGAAAAAUACUCACAUCAAUGUUUGUACUCAAUUUACCGGGUGCUUAUCAAAGGAGUGGAAAACGUUCCUGGAUGAGAAUUACCCAUAUUUCGUGAUAGUUGCAGAUGAAGGCCUGAACCCUCUGCAAACACACCUUUUCAACUUUUUAAUCAUUCAGUCGUGGUCAAUGAGAGUCAGUGUUGUACUUUUUUCUGGGCAAACCGCUGAUAUUCUUCGACUGUAUGCAUACUUUAUGCCAAGUCUAUACCCCAACCAGAAGUUUUUCAAGGAGAAUGAGAAGUGCAUCCAACGUGCUUAUAAAACGUUGCUUAGAUGUUUGAAAGAAUAUAGAGUUUUAUCAUUAGAACCUGUCUUUAACAAUUUAGCUUCGAAACAUAUGAUGGAAGAGGCAUAUAAGACUGUGUGUCUACUUCAAGAAGUGUGGCCAAAAGGAUCUGACAUUCGACGAGUCCUUUGCGUUACUUCAUGCUCACUGUUUUUGGAAAUGUACCAUCACUUCUUAGAAAACAGAAAGAUGACCACUUCUGAAGAGACAACUAACAAUGCAAAGGUGAAAAGAAAUUGCUUAACCCUGCAGGAUGCAGAGGAUUUGUGCAGACUGCAUUGUCUCAGUGUGGUUUUCCUACUACACAUACCUCUUUCUCAGAGAGCUCAUUCUAGAUUCAUCACUUCCUGUUGGAUUAAGGACACUAAGAUGUUCUUUAAAAUGAAAAAGUGGUGUGAAUAUUUCAUCUUAUGUAAUGUAAAUGCUUUAGAAUUUUGGAAUCUAAAUUUAACUGACCUUUCUGACUUAAGUGAUGAACCUUUGUUGAAAAAUAUUACUUUUUAUUAUGAAAAUGAAGAUGUAAAAGGUUUACAUUUGAACUUGGGAAGCACCAUUGUGAAAGAAUAUGAACAUCUCUGGAAUACUAUAUCAAAGUUGGUAAAAAAGUUCCAAGUGGGCAAGCCAUUUCCUAUCAGAACAACCACACUGCAGUUUCUUAGAAAGAAUCCAUUGUCAAUCAAAGACACCUCCAAAGAAAUAGUGCCUAAUUUGGGUUUUAUUCCAAUGUCAUGUCAAAUGGUUGACAAAUUUUCUGGAGACAUUUUGAAAGAUUUACCUUUUCUAAAGAGUGAUGAUCCUGUUGUUACUUCACUGGUUAAACAGAAGGAAUUUGAUGAACUUGUGCACUGGCAUUCUCACAGACUCCUUAGUGAUGAUUACGAUCGGACAAAAAGCAACUUUGAUGGAAAGUCUAACGACCCUUGGGUUCUAAAAAACAGGCAAAAAUAUCACAGGUUUCAGCGCUUUUAUGGAAAUUCAUUAGACCCAAUCUCUUCAAAACUCAUUGUAACCCAAGAUACAAAGCCGAAGAAGAAUUUUAAUGAAGCUAAGAACAAAAAGGCUCAUGAGACUAAGGCUGAAAUAAUUGCUAGAGAGAAUAAGAACAGAUUAUGUGUCAAGGAAGAAGAAAAAGAAGAGCAGAAAUGGAACGCUGUGUCAUUUUCUAUUGAAGUAGAAAUGACAAGGAAUUUCAGCUCUGGAGUAAAGAGCCUGGAAAACUUUUUGAAAUCAUGUAAAAGUAACUCAGUGAAAGUUCGUGUUGAACUGGUUGGUCUCACUGCCUGUUUGAAAGUGUGGAAAGAACGCCAUCGAGAUAAAGAUUUAAAUAUAGCUGUCCAGAUGAUGAAAAGGAUUCACUCCUUGAUGGAUAAAUACUCAGAACUUUUGCAAGAUGCAGAUCGGCAACUCAUAGGCAGAUGCCUUAUGUAUUUAGGAUUUGAUGAGUUGGCAAAGUCUUUUUAUACAGAUCAGGAUGCAGUAGACAACAUAAAGAAGAAGAAGUAUUCAGUUGGCAUUGGGCCAGCUCGGUUUCAAUUACAACACAUGGGCCAUUAUUUGAUACGAGAGGAAAGAAAAGAUCCGGAUCCAAGGGUCCAGGACUUUAUUCCUGAUACUUGGCAGCGGGAGCUCCUCGAUGUGGUGGAGAACUAUGAGUCAGCAGUGAUUGUUGCCCCGACAUCCUCAGGCAAAACCUAUGCUUCCUACUACUGCAUGGAGAAAGUGCUGAAAGAGAGCGAUGAAGGGGUGGUUGUGUAUGUUGCACCGACGAAGGCCCUCGUUAAUCAAGUGGCAGCAACUGUUCAAAAUCGUUACACCAAAAAUCUGCCAGAUGGUCAAGUUCUUUGUGGUGUUUUUACAAGGGAAUAUCGUCAUGAUGCCCUCAACUGUCAGGUACUUGUUACAGUGCCUGCCUGCUUUGAAAUUCUGCUGCUGGCUCCUCAUCGCCAACAAUGGGUGAAAAGGAUUAGAUACAUUAUAUUUGAUGAGGUCCAUUGUCUUGGUGGAGAAAUUGGAGCGGAAGUCUGGGAGCAUCUCCUUGUCAUGAUCCGAUGUCCCUUUUUGGCUCUUUCAGCUACAAUAAGUAACCCUGAACAUCUCACAGAGUGGCUGCAAUCAAUAAAACAUUACUGGAGACAAGAAGACAAAAUAAUGGAAAAAAGGAUGGCCUCCAAAAGAAGUGCUGGCUGUCAUGCCAGUUUCUCUAAAAACUAUUUGCAAAUAAAGCAAUCGUAUAAAGUUAGACUUGUGCUCUAUGGAGAGAGGUAUAAUGAUUUAGAGAAGUACGUAUGUUCCAUCAAAAAGAAUGACAUUUGUUUUGAUCACUUUCAUCCAUGUGCUGCAGUAACUAUUGAUCAUAUUGAAAGGUAUGGAUUCCCUUCUGACCUUAUGCUUUCACCUCGAGAAAGCCUCCAGCUUUAUGAUACCAUGCUUCAAGCCUGGAAAAGUUGGCCACAGGCCCAGAAUCUCUGUCCAGAGAACUUCACUCAUUUUAAGAAUAAAUUAAUCAUUAAAAAGAUGGAUGCCAGAAAAUAUGAAGAGAGCUUAAAGGAAGAAUUAAGAAAUUGGAUUAAAAACGGCAAUAUAGAGCAGGCUAAAAUGGUACUGAAGUCUCUUAGCCCUGAUUCAUCUUCUAGUUCAGGAGAUAAGUUGAUGAAAUUUCCACUUCUUGUUGAAGAACUAAAGAAAAUGGGGAAGUUACCUGCAAUAUUUUUUAUAUUCAAUAUCAUGGUUGUAGAAGAAUGUGCCAGGAGGGUAUCCAUUUCCUUAGAGGAAAAGCAGGAGAGGAAAAGGCCUCCCAAAGCUGAUAAAGCAGCACACGACACGGCUAGCAAACUUCGAAAAGUUAAGAAAUCUGUUGAGAAAUGGAAGACAUUAGAUGAAAAAAGAGAGAAAAAAGCUAGAAUAUUGGGCCAAAACUUCAUACAUGAAGCUGAAUAUAAUUGUCUCCUGAAAAGUCUAGAGAAGAACAUGGAAAUUCCUCAGGAUUGCACAUAUGCAGAUCAAAAAAUGAUGGAUGCUGAGUUAUUGCAGAUGGUGUUUGAUCGUGUAAAAUUCGAAAGAAAAGGUAAAGAACUGGAAUAUUUGGCAGCGAGGGGUAUUGGAUAUCACCAUGGCUCCAUGAGUGCCAAAGAAAAACAGCUAGUUGAAAUUCUCUUUCGAAAAGGAUUAAUUACGGUGGUCACAGCUACUGGAACACUUGCUUUAGGAAUCAACAUGCCUUGUAGAUCUGUGGUUUUUGUUCAAGACUCAGUCUAUCUGGAUGCUUUAAAUUACAGACAGAUGGCUGGUCGUGCUGGAAGACGGGGGCAAGACCUGCUGGGAGAAGUAUUUUUCUUUGAUAUUCCACUCCCCAAAGUAGGGAAACUCAUAAAAUCCAAAGUUCCUGAGCUCAGAGGACAGUUCCCUCUCAAGAUAACACUGAUCCUGCGACUCAUGCUUCUGGCUUCCAAGGCAGAUGACCUAGAGGAUGGCCAAGCAAAGGCGCUGUCAGUGCUAAAGCAUUCAUUGCUGUCCUUCAAACGACCCAGAGCCAUGGAAAUGUUAAAACUUUACUUCUUAUUUUCUUUGCAGUUCUUGGUGAAAGAGGGCUAUCUAGAUCGAGAAGGAAAUCCUAUCGGGUUUGCUGGACUUGUAUCACAUUUGCAUUAUCACGAACCUUCUAAUUUGGUUUUUGUCAGUUUUCUUGUGAGAGGCCUUUUCCAUAAACUUUGUCAACCAACUGCAAAAGGCUCAAAGCGUUUUUCUCAAGAUGUUAUGGAAAAGCUAGUGCUAGUACUGGCAAAUCUGUUUGGAAGAAGGUACCUUCCAGCAAAGUUCUAUGAUAACAAGAAAUUUUAUCAAUCGAAGGUGUUCCUUGAUGAUCUCCCUGAGGAUUUCCUUGCUGCCUUAGAUGAGUAUAACAUGCAAAUCACAAAGGACUUUGCCUCAUUUUUACUAAUUGUGUCCAAAUUGGCUGAUAUGAAACAGGAAUAUCAACUCCCACUGUCCCAAAUCAAAUUCACAGGUAAAGAAUGUGAAGACUCCCAACUUGUGUCUCACUUGAUGAGCUGCAGAGAAGGAAGAGUAGCCAUUUCACCAUUUGCUUGUCUCUCUGGGAACUUUGAUGAUGCUUUGCUCCAACCGGAAAUUUCAAGUCAUACGAUUCUGCAAACGUUUGGUAUCAACCACGCUCAGGCUCCUGUACUGUGGCCGAAAAGGUUUGAUAAUCAAGGAAGAAGAAUGCCCCUUAAUGCUUAUGCACUGGACUUCUACAAACAUGGUUCCUUGGAAGGGUUAAAGCAGGACAACAGGAUACACACAGGGGCAGCUUAUGAUUUGUUGAAGGAUUUUUUACUCACCAUUAAAUCUAUCAGUGUUUCCUUGCGAGAAUUAUGUGUGAAUCAAGAUGACAACGUUGUUUUAGCAUUUGAGCAACUGAGUGAGACCUACCACGAAAAACUGAGUAAAGUCUAAAAACAAAGUUCAUAUAAACCUUUUAUAAUAUUACCGUGGAAAUUCUACAAGCUAUGGUUUUAUUUCUCCUGCUUUUUGUGAGAAAACACGUGAUGUAGUGUAAAGACAAAGCCCUGGCAUCAGAGAAUGGGAUUCACACCUGUCCCGUUCUAUCAUGAGUGCUCCUGAACAAAUUAUUUAGUGUGUCUGAUUCUUGGUUUCUUUUAAUGUUUGAAAAAUCAUGCUUACAUCAGAGAAUAUUGAGGUUUGCCAGAAAAUGAAAGGGUUUUGAAUGUAACUAAAGAGCCAAUUUUUCCUGUCUGAGACCUAAACAAAUAUUAAACUUUUAAUAUUUUUCUUCUUUAUUUUCAGUAUUUCUAAAAUGGUUAGUAAAGCUAGAAUGAAACGAUUGUAAUAUCCUAAAAGUAAAAUGUAUUCAUCCCAAAUAUGUAUUUCACAUAAUGUAAAUAUAUGAGUAUUGUAAGAAUAUUUUCUAGUAAACAAUGUGUUUUGUAAAAGUACAAGAGUUUGAGAUUUAAAUUGCAUGAUGCUUAAAUAACAUGCAGCUGGUAUUUGUUUUAUUUUAAUUAUGCAUGAGUGGAAAACAACAAAGAAAUAAAAUGAGUUAACUCUCUUAA